Malus domestica (apple) is the source of this 2483-nucleotide messenger RNA. RefSeq names its product cytosolic endo-beta-N-acetylglucosaminidase 1-like. Gene Ontology annotation, cellular component: cytoplasm. NCBI's taxonomy places the organism in Eukaryota, Viridiplantae, Streptophyta, Magnoliopsida, Rosales, Rosaceae. Gene Ontology annotation, molecular function: mannosyl-glycoprotein endo-beta-N-acetylglucosaminidase activity. Gene Ontology annotation, biological process: protein deglycosylation. The record is from RefSeq and is a predicted model, not a curated record.
CAAAAAGUGUAUGGCAUUUGUGAUAGUGGCCUGACCGAAUCAAGUUGAAGUCUGUCUUUUGUUGCUUUUGAAAAUUCCCAAUUUCCCACCAAUUAAACAGAGAACCACUACAACGACCUCAAUCUCUCUCUCUCUGUCUCCGUCACAUGCUUCUUCCCCGUCUUCGCGCCUAUAUUAGCCGCCAAACCCUAAUCUCUUUCCUCAAUCUCCUCCGCCUGAUCCGCCGAAAAGCCCAAAUAGUCUUCCCCUUCUUCGAAAUGUCCGCCCCGGACCACCAAUCCUCCGCCCCGACCCCUCCGCCGUUCGACCCGACCCAACCCGCCGUACCCAUCUCAUAUCCGAUCAAAACCCUCGAAGAGCUCGAGUCCAGGUCCUACUUCGAGUCCUUUCACUACCCUUUUAACAAAUCCACGGUUGCUCUGCAAUCCGGGUCGCCUUCCCUGUCGCUGCCCGACAGGCCCAGAGUGAUUGUUUGCCACGACAUGGCCGGAGGCUAUGGCGAUGAUAAGUGGAUCCAGGGAGGGACCAAUCCGAACGCGUAUGCGAUAUGGCAUUGGUAUUUGAUCGAUAUUUUCAUCUACUUUUCGCAUAGUCUUGUCACUCUUCCGCCUCCGUGUUGGACCAAUACUGCUCACAAACAUGGAGUUAAGGUGUUGGGGACCUUCAUCACUGAAUGGGAUGAAGGGAAGCUUAUUUGCAACAAAUUGCUGUCGACAAAAGAGUCUGCUGAAAUGUAUGCUGAGUUCUUGGCAGAGCUUGCCGUUGCUUUGAGCUUCGAUGGAUGGCUGAUCAAUAUGGAGGUUGAAUUGAAGCCGGACCAAAUCCCUAAUUUGAAAGCAUUUGUCUGCCAUUUAACACAGAAAAUGCAUUCCUCAGCCCCUGGUUCUUUAGUCAUAUGGUAUGACAGUGUUACAACUGAUGGUAAACUUAACUGGCAAAAUCAACUGAAUGAAAAGAAUAAACCCUUUUUUGAUAUAUGUGAUGGAAUUUUUAUGAACUAUACAUGGAAGCAAAACUAUCCGAGGCUUUCAGCAGAUGUUGCUGGUGACAGAAAGUAUGAUGUCUACAUGGGAAUUGAUGUAUUUGGAAGGGGCAGUUUCGGUGGAGGACAAUGGAAUACAAGUGUUGCACUAGAUGUGCUGAAAAAGGACGAUGUAUCAACGGCCAUUUUUGCUCCUGGAUGGAUCUAUGAGACUAAUCAACCACCAAAUUUUCAGAUUGCUCAGAAUCAUUGGUGGUCCCUCGUGGAAAAAUCAUGGGGGGUGGUACAAAAUUAUCCUAAAGUGCUACCAUUCUAUACAAAUUUUGAUCAGGGUCAUGGAUAUCAUGUUUCUGUUGACGGAGGGCAAGUGUCGGAUGCUUCUUGGUGUAACAUUUCUUCCCAAGGGUUGCAGCCGUUCCUUGUGUUUAGUGGCAAUGCAACCCCAGAUGGUAUCCAGGUUCAUGCUGAUUUCAAUGAAGCAUCUUAUAGCGGAGGAGGAAACAUCACAUUUAAAGGAAACCUUGAAGACGGUGAUGAUUUCUCGACAAGGCUCUUUCAAGGAGAUGUUCUUCUGGGGGAUUUGCCUCUCCAGUUAACGUAUUCUGUGAAAUCAGAUAUUAAUUCUCGACUAGGCUUGCAUCUUAAUUUCUCUUCUACCCUGAACGAAAGAAAGUCGGUACUUCUUGUAAACUGGAACCUGAACCAAUUCUCAAGCAAAUUUGAUGAAGUGAUAAUGACACGUCAACUUGGAAACCCAGGAACUCCCCCUGGAUGGGUCAUACAGGAGAGUAGCAUCGGAAUGAAUGGAUACAGACUAACAGAAAUACAUGCUCUGUGCUACAGGUCGAAGCCUGAAUUUGACGAAAGGAGACCAAAGUCCAUGUCAGAGGAGGGUACUCAGAAUUCAACAGAGUACUAUGCAGUGCUUGGUCAUAUUUCAAUUAAGACUAGUGGGCAGAAUUCAGAUUUUCCGCCUUCUGAUUCAUGGCUUGUCGAAGGUGAAUAUAUCAAAUGGACAACAGGAUCUGAGGGUUCCAAGAGCGUUAGUCUUAAAAUCACUUGGAAAUUGAAAGACGGGAACGAUUAUCCAUCCACAAAUUAUAAUAUCUAUGUUGAAAAACUAGCUCAAGGAGCACUUGGCCAUCCAGGAGCAGCGCCAGAAAGGGUGCAUGAGUAUCUUGGAUCGGCACGAGUGGGAGCAUUUUACGUCGAUGACCUAGCAGUUCCUUCUGGCACAUCUAACAUCAAGUUUAUCGUUCAAGUUUGCGGUACCGACGGGAGUAACCAGAAACUAGAUGACUCGCCGGUGUUUCUACUUGAAGCUGCAGCUUUGGCCAACGAGUUGUAAGUGUGAGAUAGUGGUUGUGUGAGCUAGGGUGAAUAAUGCUGUCUAUAAAAAGUGCUAGUGUUGUAGUAUGAUAACACGAAUGUAAGAAAUAUUUACUUUUAAUAAUAUACAGAAAUGUACUGUUGUUCCUCAUAAUUUAAUCAUCAUUACUUA